Molecule: messenger RNA, 486 nt
Organism: Bombyx mori (domestic silkworm)
Lineage: Eukaryota; Metazoa; Arthropoda; Insecta; Lepidoptera; Bombycidae
Product: methylated-DNA--protein-cysteine methyltransferase
Exons: 3
Coding region: 1-486 (161 amino acids)
Biological process (GO): DNA repair
Molecular function (GO): methylated-DNA-[protein]-cysteine S-methyltransferase activity
Source: RefSeq, a predicted model, not a curated record
AUGGUUGGGACGAUCAUAGCUGCAGCUGACAAUGAUUACCUGUAUAUCGUAUGUUUUGAAGAUACAAAACAAUUUGAAAAUAAAUUUAAAGCAUUGGCUAAAGAGUUAUCUUGCCGCUUUGUUCACGAAGAAAACAAAAUUUUAAACACAUUGAAAGAAGAACUGUUAAGUUAUUUCAAUGGAAAUCUAAAGAAAUUCUCUGUACCGCUGAAAACUCUUGGUUCUGACUUUCAAAAGAAUGUCUGGAUGAAAUUACAAGAAAUUCCCUUUGGCUCCACUUAUACAUAUAGUGACAUUACUAAGGCAUUGGGACGACCAACAACCCAUGCUAGAGCAGUAGGUUCAGCCUGUGGUGCCAAUACACAUCUUAUAGUUACUCCAUGUCAUAGAUUAAUUAGUUUAUCUUCUAAAGGUGGAUUUAAUAGUGGAAUCAAUCGUAAAGAAUGGCUUAUUGAACAUGAGAAGAAAUAUGCAAACAAUCUAUGA